AUGUCUUUGCGAUCAGGGCCCUUGAAUCAUGACAAUUUUUAUAUUUCUUUUCCACACGAGCGGGUUGUCCAGGUGACGAUCAACAGACCUGACAAGUUAAAUUGUAUCGACAAAACUACAAGUCGAGAAAUUGCAAAGAUCUGGGAGCAGUUUGAUGAAGAUGAAAGUCUAUGGGUUGCCAUUAUCACCGGCGUUGGGCGAGCGUUCUGUACUGGGGCCGACUUAGGAGAAUGGAACGCUAUGAACAAAGCAGGUGUCGUCAAUGACAUGUCUGCGCCAGGUCUGGCGGGUCUACCUCGUCGAACAGGCAAGAAGCCGAUCAUCGCCGCCGUGAACGGCCUCUGCAUGGGCGGAGGGUUCGAGAUGGUGGCAAAUUGCGAUCUUAUCUUGGCCUCGUCCUCCGCUAUUUUCGCUCUUCCGGAAGUGAAACGAGGAAUCGUGCCAGUCGCCGGAUGUUUGCCGCGAUUGACCCGCACCAUUGGUCUACAACGCACGAUGGAUCUUGUGCUUACCGGUAGGAACGUGAACGCCACCACGCUCCACGAAUGGGGCCUUGUCAGUCAAGUGGUGGAUUCAUCGUCCGAUGUCGUCCGCGCAGCAGUUGAUGUUGCUGAAGUCAUGUGCAAGAACAGCCCCGAUGCGCUGAUUGUUGGUCGACUAGGCGUCCGGAUGAGCUGGGAAGCUGGCAGUGUGGAAGAUACUGUUACAGACCUAGCGGAUCAGUGGUAUCCUCGGUUGGUUGGUGGUCCUAAUUUUGCCGAAGGUAUCCAGGCAUUUGUGGAGAAGCGUUCUCCAAACUGGAAAAACUCGAAGCUGUGA
Penicillium soppii is the source of this 819-nucleotide messenger RNA. It is a transcript of the gene sidH, whose product is annotated as enoyl-CoA hydratase/isomerase family protein. Gene Ontology annotation, cellular component: mitochondrion. Gene Ontology annotation, molecular function: enoyl-CoA hydratase activity. The coding region runs from base 1 to 819 and encodes 272 amino acids. The transcript is spliced from 2 exons. Lineage: Eukaryota; Fungi; Ascomycota; Eurotiomycetes; Eurotiales; Aspergillaceae. The record is from RefSeq and is a predicted model, not a curated record. Gene Ontology annotation, biological process: fatty acid beta-oxidation.